AUGUUGACUUUAGCGCGAGAAAGGGAUGAAACCGCGGCUCGGUGGUCGACAAGUCGUGCGAAGCGUCGGCGAGAAGUGCUCGAGCACCAUCCACGUCUGCACUGUACCUGCGUCUGCGCCAGGGACGAGAUCCGACUGGCCAACACGUUGCACCCGGCGUGGCUGCUUGUGAACGCGACAACGUGUUUAAUGAGCCACACCGCGACGGCCGUUGCUUUUGACACAGCGGAUGCGCACCGACAAAUGCGAGUGAAGCAGCGAAUGGGCUCCCAUCCGCGCCCCCUGGUCCUCCAGAGGUCCUUCUCCACGCCCUUCUCCGUGGCUUAUGUCACCCAGCCCUACCGUGAUCAUCGCAGGCCUGUGUUUGAGACACCGCAAGGUGAGGCGGGUCCACGAUUGGAUCUCCGUGUCACUUUGGCUGGGCUGUUUCGUCCUUUCCCCUUUGUGGCCACUGUCUGA
Molecule: messenger RNA, 459 nt
Organism: Parastagonospora nodorum SN15
Lineage: Eukaryota; Fungi; Ascomycota; Dothideomycetes; Pleosporales; Phaeosphaeriaceae
Exons: 2
Coding region: 1-459 (152 amino acids)
Source: RefSeq, a predicted model, not a curated record